AUGGGUAAGAACGGUUUAGGACAGGUUAUUAUGGGUAAGAAUGGUUUAGGACGAGUUAUGAUGGGUAAGAAUGGUUUAGGACGGGUCAUAAUGGGUAAGAAUGGUUUAGGACGGGUUAUUAUUGGUAAGAACGGUUCAGAACGGUCUGUGAUGGGUAAGAAUGGUUUAGGACGGGUUAUUAUGGGACGGAUUAUUAUGGGUAAGAAUGGUUUAGGACGGGUUAUUAUGGGUAAGAAUGGUUUAGGACGGGUUGUGAUGGAUAAGAAUGGUUUAGGACGAGUUAUGAUGGGUCAGACUGGUUUAGGACGGGUCAUAAUGGGUAAGAAUGGUUUAGGACGGGUUAUUAUGGGUAAGAACGGUUCAGAACGGGUUGUGAUGGGUAAGAAUGGUUUAGGACGGGUUAUUACGGGUAACAAUGGGUUAGGAAGGAAUAAGGGUCUGAAAAACACUGAGCCUGAGAAUAAGGGUCUGAAAAACACUGAGCCUGAGAAUAAGGGUCUGAAAAACACUGAGCCUGAGAAUAAGGAUCUGAAAAACACUGAGCCUGAGAAUAAGGAUCUGAAAAACACUGAGUCUGAGAAUAAGGGUCUUAAAAACACUGAGCCUGAGAAUAAGGAUCGGAAAAACACUGAGCCUGAGAAUAAGGGUCUGAAAAACACUGAGCCUGAGAAUAAGGAUCUUAAAAACACUGAGCCUGAGAAUAAGGGUCUGAAAAACACUGAGCCUGAGAAUAAGGAUCUGAAAAACACUAAGCCUGAGAAUAAGGAUCGGAAAAACACUGAGCCUGAGAAUAAUGGUCUGAAGAGCACUGAGCCUGAGAAUAAGGGUCUGAAGAGCACUGAGCCUGAGAUUAAGGGUCUGAAGAACACUGAGCCUGAGAAUAAGAAUAAAGUUCUGAAGAACACUAAACCUAGGAAUAAUGGAAUGAAGAACACUAUACCUAAGAAUAAGGGUCUGAAGAACACUAAGCAUAAGAAUAAAAGUAUAAAGAACACUACAACUAAGAAUAAGGGUCUGAAGAACACUAUACCUAAGAAUAAGGGUCUGAAGAACACUAUACCUAAGAAUAAGGGUCUGAAGAACACUAUAUAUAAGAAUAAGGGUCUGAAGAACACUAUACCUAAGAAUAAGGGUCUGAAGAACACUAUACCUAAGAAUAAGGGUCUGAAGAACACUAUACCUAAGAAUAAGGGUCUGAAGAACACUAAACCUAAGAAUAAGGAUCUGAAGAACACUCUACCUAAGAAUAAGGGUCUGGAGAACACUAUACCUAAGAAUAAGGGUCUGAAGAACACUAUACCUAAGAAUAAGGGUCUAAAGAACACUAAACCUAAGAACAAGGGUCUAAAGAACACUAAACCUAAGAAUAAUGGAAUGAAGAACACUAAGCAUAAGAAUAAAAGUCUGAAGAACACUAAACCUAAGAACAAGGGUCUAAAGAACACUAAACCUAAGAAUAAUGGAAUGAAGAACACUAAGCAUAAGAAUAAAAGUCUGAAGAACACUAAACCUAAGAACAAGGGUCUAAAGAGCACUAAACCUAAGAAUAAGAGUCUGAAGAACACUAAACCUUAG
Molecule: messenger RNA, 1575 nt
Organism: Eurytemora carolleeae
Lineage: Eukaryota; Metazoa; Arthropoda; Copepoda; Calanoida; Temoridae
Exons: 4
Coding region: 1-1575 (524 amino acids)
Source: RefSeq, a predicted model, not a curated record